GCUUUGCUUCAGCACGUCUCCUUCUCAAGGUCUCUCCUUGAGGACCGAGAGAAUUCACUGUCACCUACGUGAGCGCAAGGAGGACCCUCUUCAGAGUUGUCUCCUUUUCGUUUAUUGAUUUUGCUAGAAAACAGAUGCCCCUGUAUAGAAGCCAGUCGAUUGCCCUAGAAUCAUCACCCUGCCUGCUGGCUGGGCAGGGUAACUCCUCAGGUCACCACCCUCUCCAGCCUGCCUUGGGCUUGGAGAGGAGGAGGGCGAGGGACAUCUGCUGACCCUGAACAUCCGACAUCCAUCAUACCAUCACCUAGAGCAAGAUGGCCAGGCUCCUGAGGAUGUUCAGGAGAAGGCUCUGCAGGUGGCUCCAGAGUCUGCGGAGAGCAGCGGCCAUCUUCCCAAGGGGCCGAGCCACCUCUCCAUCCCUGCUGGCGGGGAAGCAGCUCCCAUCCAGGCCAGAAGGAGGAAGUGUCCAGCCUUCUGGAGAACAAAACCAGCUCCCGGCACAGGCGCCGAGCUGGGAGAGGCCCCAACCAAGCCCAGAUGGAGCUGGCUCAAGAUGCGGUUUCGCAGACAGGAGGAGCGCAGGGCAGGGAGGCUCUGGGGCUUGUUAUGUGGGCAGCAGCAGCCCCAGGAGCCCAGCCCUCAUUCCCAGCAGGGGGCAUCACCCUGCCCGGUCACUGAGGAUCUUCCAGCCUCCUCAAGCCAGGAGGUAGAAGAUCCCAGUCCCAGCACCAGCAGCUCAGCACAGGACAGCAGCAGUGCCUGGGACUCCAGCAGCAGUGACACCGAUGGACGCUGCUGCUUUGUUCCAGGGACCCCCAGGGAUUCAGAGGAGGAGGAAUGGCUGGACAUGUCCACAGAUGAAGCUGCUCUCAAGGUCAUCAGAGAGCAGCUACAUCACAGAGAAAAGGAUGAGGGGCAGCAGCUCAGGUUCCUGCAGACCAUCUACCCCACGUCUCUUGCUGCACAGGACAGAGGGCAGGACACGCUGGAGCCGCACUGCUGAAAGGCGGCUGUGGUGGAGAGGAUUGUGGAGCUCAUUGAGGAGCUUCCUAAAGACUCUCCACCCAGCGCCAUCCUCGCCAACUGCCUGGCUGCUGUGGGCAACCUCAGCACCAUGAAACCAGCCCUUGAGCCUGAUCUAGAGUCCCGCCCUUUGCAAGCUGCCCUUGGCUCGGUCUUCACCCUGGGCACGGAGAUGGACGCCAUCGACAUCCAGGCUCUGCACAAAGUCAUGCCAGAGCUCCUGGAUGCCAUGCUGGGGAACCUGCUGGCAGAGUCCCCAGACGCAGACAGGCUCCACUACAUCUUGGAGCAUGUCAACCUCUGGAUCGUGUCCAGGGUGUCCCAGGAGAGAGCCAGGGCCAUUAGGAGCAGCACGGCCCUGCUCAGAUAUGCAGUCACCCUCCCCGAGUUUGAUAUCUCAGCAGAGUUCCCUUCGAUGGGUCACCAUGUGGCACAGCUGGCUCUGUUUGUGAGUGACCCAGACAAGGACAUCAGCCGGCAGUCCAGGAAGGGGAGUUAUCGGCUGUACCAGCUGCUGCUCGAACAGAGGGGGCUGAGCAUACACGAGGCAGAAGAUCUGUGGUGCCACGACUGGCACCGGGACAGCAGGCUCCUGGGCUAUAAAAACACAGCCCGGGUGUAGGAGAUCUUCACACGGGUCGGCUUGCUGCGGGAGAUACCGACGGACAUCAUCGUCUAUAGUGCCAACUGGAAGGAACACCUCCAGCAUCUCGCGGAGGUGCUGCGGGCGCUGGGCAAAGCAGGGGUCGCCGCAAACCCAGCCAAAUGUCACCUGGGCCAGGAAGAAGUGACCUACCUGGGCUAUACGGUGGGCCAAGGGAAAAUACGCCCUUUGAUAGAUAAGGUGGAAGCCUUGAAGAACUAUCCAAUUCCCCCGACCAAGAGGCAAGUACGUCAGUUCUUAGGGUUGGCCGGAUAGUAUUGCUGGUUUGUGCCGGACUUUGCCACGCUCACUGUCCCCCUGACAGAUUGGACGUGAAGCGCCAAGCCACGGAAGGUCCAGUGG
Molecule: messenger RNA, 2029 nt
Organism: Mauremys mutica (yellowpond turtle)
Lineage: Eukaryota; Metazoa; Chordata; Testudines; Geoemydidae
Product: maestro heat-like repeat family member 5
Exons: 12
Coding region: 1115-1645 (176 amino acids)
Cellular component (GO): cytoplasm
Source: RefSeq, a predicted model, not a curated record